This is a messenger RNA of Botrytis fragariae, 660 nucleotides long. RefSeq lists its product as uncharacterized. The coding region runs from base 1 to 660 and encodes 219 amino acids. Lineage: Eukaryota; Fungi; Ascomycota; Leotiomycetes; Helotiales; Sclerotiniaceae. Gene Ontology annotation, molecular function: acetyltransferase activity. The record is from RefSeq and is a predicted model, not a curated record. The transcript is spliced from 5 exons.
AUGGAGGCCAUUGACCAUGUUGAAAAUGAAUCUAAGAUGCUGAACGGGGAGCUCUAUUAUGCAUUCGUACCAAACCUCAUUGAAAAGCGAAAUAGAUGCCAUUGGGCUUGCAAAAGAUUCAACAAUGCCGCUGAUGCCCCAAGACGAAAGCUGGUAGAGAUGUGGAGAGACAUCAUCAAUGACAAGACUCCUCUUCCUCCAGUGGGAGCCACAGAUGAAGAAGACUCCCUUAUCCUAGGAGAUGAACCAUAUAUUGAUGGCCCAAUCAAUGUAGACUAUGGAAUCAAUCUGAGGAUUGGCAAAGGAGUCUACAUCAACUUUAACUGCGUAUUUCUCGAUACCUGCCUGAUCACGAUAGGAGCUCGUACUCUAAUUGGGCCAGGUUGUUCGUUCUAUGCUGCCACGCAUCCAUUAGACCCUUUCCUUCGCAAUGGUAUUAAUGGCCCGGAACUUGGGGCACCCAUAACAAUUGGAGAAGACUGCUGGUUCGGAGGCGGCGUUACAGUUUGCCCUGGAGUAACUAUCGGUCGAGGUUGUACCAUGGGUGCUGGGAGUGUCGUGACGAAAGAUGUUCCCGAUUUCCAUGUCGUAGCUGGUAAUCCGGCGAAAAUUAUCAAAAAGAUCGAGCCGAAAGAACCAGAUCCAAAUCUCAAGUCCUGA